This is a messenger RNA of Fonsecaea nubica, 1788 nucleotides long. RefSeq lists its product as hypothetical. Gene Ontology annotation, molecular function: DNA-binding transcription factor activity. The transcript has a single exon. The record is from RefSeq and is a predicted model, not a curated record. Bases 1 to 1788 code for a protein of 595 amino acids. Lineage: Eukaryota; Fungi; Ascomycota; Eurotiomycetes; Chaetothyriales; Herpotrichiellaceae.
AUGCAUCGUCCUUCACACUGGCAGGAUUUGCUUGGGAGCGAGGGCCCAGAUUAUGGGUAUUGUGACGCCGACGACCAUGGCACUCCCACACAGUCUUGGUCCAUCCCCGGAGAAUUUCACACCGUCAAUCCCCUCCUUGAUUCCUGCCCUCUGUAUGACAUGAAUGCUCACUGCCCAAGACCUGGCGGGUUUGAAAACUCCUGUAUCUCGUACGACCAAUUCGCUCAGGGCUUCAGCCACCAGCCCAUGUGGGAUGAAGCACCCAGAGCCCUGCCACAACUGGAUGGCUUGGGCCUUUUCCGUCACGAAUUUGAACAAGGCCGUCACCAACGGCAUCUGUCUCCCACGGACCCUUUUGGGUUCGCUCUCUCCAGCAACAGCGAUUCGUCGGGGAGCGACUAUGCUCUGAGUCCAGAUGCAACUCGGAACUCCCUCAUCGUUCCCAUGGCUCCCUCGCCACAGGGAUUCUACGCCACUCCUUUGGCGACGUCUUCAGUCGCGAGCCAGAGCUGGACCUCACAACCACUCUUGAUGUCUCCCCAUCCUUCCACACCUGUCCCAGCCACCCACACUAUCCCCAGCAUGAGACAACUCCAGGUCACGCCGGAUCCAGAACAAGACGACGAGCCGGUCGAUGCCAAGGAAGCAUUCCACUCCAGGAUCGACUUUCCCGCGGGGAUAGAGCUAUCGGCACAGCUCCUUAGUCCUCCUGACUCGGGACCAGACCAACCAGUGCACGAUGAUGAAUUUAUGAAAGACGAAGAGGAGGACUCUGAGUUGACUGAGACCGACACCGACCCCGACUUCAGCCCCAGAGGAUCUACCACCCGCGGGCAGGGCGGGACCGCUCGUCGCCACUCUCUGCGUGGACCACGGCGUCCAGCAGCAGUCAUUGAUCCCAAAGCUCGUGUGCAGAAGUCUGCCCAGGUCGUCGACACAUCACACAGUGGCAGGUCACGGUCCAAGACCAAGAAGAAGGCCCUGGCAGUCAGCAAAGACGAAUCGGACUCGAAGCAUUUUCCCUGCGCUUUCCACCACUACGGUUGCUGCGCCAUGUUCGGCAACAAAAAUGAGUGGAAACGACAUGUCAAUUCUCAACACAUCCAGCUUGGUUACUACCGGUGCGAUAUGGGCACAUGCUCACCAAAGGCGGCGCGGACUCAGCACAGGGGGUUUAACGACUUCAAUCGCAAAGACCUCUUCACCCAGCACUGUCGUCGCAUGCAUGCCCCCUGGAGCGGGAGCAAGAGGGCCGAGAGCAGCGUGCCAAAGAAAGAUCGAGACAACUUUGAGGCAGAGCUUGAAGUCAUUCGCGCUCGCUGCUGGGUUGACCGCCGCAAGGGGCCUCAAAAGUCCAAAUGUGGAUUUUGUGGCAAGAAGUUUGCCGACGGCAAAGAGUCUCUCGGCUGGGAUGAAAGGAUGGAACAUGUUGGUAGACACUUUGAAAAGGACCAUCGGAAGAGCGAGGACGAAGUGAUUGAUGACGGUCUCCAGCAGUGGGCUAUCAGCGAAGGUAUUGUGAGAGAAGGGAAGAAUAAAGGGGAGUUCUGGCUGGUAGGUUUCGAACCCGCUCCGCCGAGUCGGCGUCCCCGGCAACAGAGGAGGAGCAGAAGAUCAAACAAGGAGGUGGAGGUCAAGCAGGAAGACGAUGAAAGCCACACGACCGACGGCAACCACGUCGACACUAGCCGCCUCCAGUACACUCUCGAUGAGAAGCAUGCCGACAGGAUGAUGGAAAGCGAAGACAACGGACAAGAUGAGGAUGCUGAGGCCGAAGACGAUGAGUAA